AGGCCCACCUUAAACGCUUCGGAAGGUGUGUGAUGUUUAUAGAUCUCUGUAUAAAAGAUUGAACAACUGCUUGCUAAGGUAUCAGUCAGUUCUAAGUCGUCUUCUAGCACAAACAAUCGGCUAUUUAGAAUCCCAUCACAAUGUAUAGCAAAUUGAUAGUACUAUCAACCCUGGUAGCAAUCAGUUUAGCUGCCCCACAGAAACGAUUUACUCCAGGAGGGCUCGAAUCGCAAGCAGUGAUUCUAUCCCAGGACCAGAACAUCGAACCAAAUGGCGCAUACAGCUACCGAUACGAAACGAGUAAUGGAAUAUCUGCUCAGCAAACCAGUUACGAUGGUGCCAACGGUGCUGGAGAAUACGCCUACACGGGCCCAGAUGGAGUGCAAUACCGAGUGCAGUACACUGCCGAUACUUAUGGAUUCCAGCCACAGGGAGCGCACCUCCCGGUCGAGCCACCAGUACCAGACCAUGUCCUCAAGGGGCUGGACGAUAUCCGCCGCAACCCACCAAAGGAUCCCGGAUUCAACUUGGCUGCUCUCGAUGCAACGAUUGCCCGACUUCGCAACACCCUUGGCUAACCCAAAAUUAAUCAACAACGCAUCGAGCUGUUGGAAAUGGUCUUCAAAUUCAGUUGCUGUAAAAACGAAAUAAAAAAAUGGAAUGCUUAUUGUUAUUUAAGUUUUGUCAAAUAAAUUAAUCGCAUCCAUUCACCGGCACGCAAGUGGGACGGCAUUCGGUUUGGAAUGGUGUUGAAAAAAGAGUAA
This is a messenger RNA of Armigeres subalbatus, 764 nucleotides long. Its product is annotated as endocuticle structural glycoprotein ABD-4-like. Gene Ontology annotation, cellular component: chitin-based extracellular matrix. Gene Ontology annotation, molecular function: structural constituent of chitin-based larval cuticle. The transcript is spliced from 2 exons. The record is from RefSeq and is a predicted model, not a curated record. Bases 141 to 578 code for a protein of 145 amino acids. NCBI's taxonomy places the organism in Eukaryota, Metazoa, Arthropoda, Insecta, Diptera, Culicidae.